Messenger RNA from Didymella exigua CBS 183.55, 987 nucleotides. RefSeq names its product mitochondrial carrier. Gene Ontology annotation, biological process: carnitine transmembrane transport; mitochondrial transport. Bases 1 to 987 code for a protein of 328 amino acids. The record is from RefSeq and is a predicted model, not a curated record. NCBI's taxonomy places the organism in Eukaryota, Fungi, Ascomycota, Dothideomycetes, Pleosporales, Didymellaceae. The transcript is spliced from 2 exons. Gene Ontology annotation, cellular component: mitochondrial envelope. Gene Ontology annotation, molecular function: O-acyl-L-carnitine transmembrane transporter activity.
AUGUCCACCACCACACAGAAGGUGGCCGAGAAGCUUCCCUCGAAGGAAGAGCUCAAGGAAGAUGUCAAGAAGGCGACCAAGUCUUCGGUCCAGUCGCUUCGCGCGCUUGUUGCUGGAGGUGUAGGUGGUGUCUUUGCUGUGGUUGUGGGACACCCGUUCGACCUAGUGAAGGUGCGAAUGCAGACUGCUGAGAAGGGUGUCUACACUGGUGCGAUGGAUGUUCUGAGGAAGGGAAUCGCAAGAGAGGGUCUGGUAAGAGGACUGUAUGCAGGUGUAUCCGCACCUCUCGUAGGUGUAACACCCAUGUUCGCUGUUUCCUUCUGGGGUUACGAUCUCGGCAAGCAGCUCGUAACUUCCGUCUCGACGGUCGAGAACGGCCAGUUCAGCGUUGCUCAAAUCUCCGCCGCCGGUUUCUUCUCUGCCAUUCCCCAAACCAUCAUCACCGCACCCUUCGAGCGCGUGAAGGUGCUUCUGCAGAUUCAGGGCCAAAAAACGUUGGCUCCGGGUGAGAAGCACAGAUAUAACGGUGGUGUGGAUGUUGUCAGGCAGCUAUACAAGGAGGGUGGAAUUCGUUCGGUAUACCGUGGCUCUGCCAUGACGCUUGCACGUGACGGUCCAGGCUCAGCGUUCUAUUUCGCAACUUACGAGACUGUCAAGAGGAACCUCACGCCCAGGGAUCCAGUUUCCGGCCGGCCAGGAGAACUCAGCAUGCCCGCCGUCAUGGCCGCUGGCGGUGCUGCUGGUAUCGCCAUGUGGAUUCCUGUCUUCCCUAUUGAUACAAUCAAGUCCCGCUUGCAGAGCGCUGAGGGCCGGCCAACCAUCAGUGGCACGAUAAAGGGCAUUUACGCGAACGGCGGUUACAAGGCCUUCUUCCCUGGUAUUGGGCCGGCGAUGGCCCGAGCUGUCCCAGCCAACGCAGCCACCUUCGCUGGUGUCGAGCUUGCCCAGAAAGCAAUGAGGAAGAUGUUUGACGACGAUGACCAGUAA